This is a messenger RNA of Megalops cyprinoides (Indo-Pacific tarpon), 5784 nucleotides long. It is a transcript of the gene atp10d, whose product is annotated as ATPase phospholipid transporting 10D. Gene Ontology annotation, molecular function: ATPase-coupled intramembrane lipid carrier activity; magnesium ion binding; ATP hydrolysis activity. Gene Ontology annotation, biological process: phospholipid translocation. The coding region runs from base 243 to 4226 and encodes 1327 amino acids. Gene Ontology annotation, cellular component: plasma membrane. The record is from RefSeq and is a predicted model, not a curated record. NCBI's taxonomy places the organism in Eukaryota, Metazoa, Chordata, Actinopteri, Elopiformes, Megalopidae. The transcript is spliced from 24 exons.
AACGGACAGUGAACGUGGAGCAAUGCUUCCUUUUGUUUAACGCAGAACUGUGUUCAGUAGUUUAGCAAAUUGGGGGAAUUCAUUUGAAAGAGCUAACGUGAGAAAGCAGAAGAAGACCAGAUGGGGCUUACCACAGGAGUCUAAAUACACCCUUUGAUUUACAUGGGCAAUAGGUAGAGGAGCAGCCCCGCGAGCGCUGCGGCCACGGGAGCAGAGCGCAGGCCGGGCCACAGGGGGGUGCUAUGGAGCCGCUGCGCCGCCUGCAGCUCCAAUGGCGACGGCUGAUGUCAUCGGAGAUGGGGCGUGGCUGGUACACGCCCCCAGCGGCCCUGCCCUCCAAGCACGGCGCGGGCGAGCCGGAGCCAGGGGUGCACAAGAUCCACGGGAAGAGGAGGACGGUCGUCGCUCGCCACGGCCCCUACCAGGACGAGUACCACAGCAUCUCCAAGGGUUACCAGGGCAACAGCAUCCGAACCACCAAGUACACCCCCAUCAGCUUCAUCCCCAUGAACCUGUUUGAGCAGUUCCACAGAGCGGCCAAUUUGUACUUCCUCUUCCUGGUUGUACUGAACUGGGUCCCGGUGGUGGAGGCCUUUCAGAAGGAGAUCACCAUGAUUCCACUGGUGGUGGUCCUCACAGUUAUCGCCUUCAAAGAUGCCCUGGAAGACUACCGCCGAUACCGCUUUGACAAGAAGAUCAACAACCACGUCGUCAGAGUGUACAGCGGGAAGGAGCAGAGGUACGUGGAGCAGCGCUGGAAGGACGUGCGCGUGGGGGACUUUGUCCGUCUGUCCUGCAACGAGAUCAUCCCCGCCGACAUGGUGCUGCUGUACUCCUCUGAGCCAAGCGGCGUGUGCCACAUCGAGACGGCCAACCUGGACGGAGAGACCAACCUGAAGCAGAGGCAGGUGGUCAGGGGCCUGACGGAGCAGGGUUUCGAUGUCACCCCAGAAAAGUUCACCAGCCGGAUCGAGUGCGAGGGCCCAAACAACAACCUGACCCGCUUCCGAGGCUUCAUGGAGCACUCCGAUAAAGUGCGAGUGGGUCUGCACAACGAGAACCUCUUACUGCGCAGCUGCACUAUCCGCAACACAGAGACCGUCGUCGGCAUCGUCGUCUAUGCUGGUCAUGAGACGAAGGCCAUGAAGAACAACGGCGGCCUGCGGUACAAGCGCAGCAAGCUGGAGCAGCGGCUGAACGUGGACGUGCUGUGGAGCGUGGCCCUGCUGUUCACCAUGUGCCUGGUUGCCGCCAUAGGUCACGGUAUGUGGCUCAGUGGCCUAAAGGACCCUCCGUUUAUGAUCCCGGAUGACACAUCCCCUGUGCUGGCCGGAUUCUACAUGUUCUGGACCAUGAUCAUCGUCCUACAGGUCCUCAUCCCCAUCUCCCUCUAUGUAUCCAUCGAGAUCGUCAAGCUGGGCCAGGUCUACUUCAUCCAGAACGACGUGGACUUCUACAGCGAGCGGCUCAACUCCACCAUCCAGUGCCGCGCGCUCAACAUCACCGAGGACCUGGGCCAGAUCCAGUACCUGUUCUCCGACAAGACGGGCACGCUCACCGAGAACAAGAUGGUGUUCCGGCGCUGCACCAUCGCUGGGGUGGAGUACCCUCACGAGGACAACGCACGACGGCUGGAGCUGUACCAGGAUCAGGACUGGGACGACGCUGACCCCGCGGCGGUUCCGGGGAAGUCCCGGUCGUGCAGGUCCAGCGUGAAGUCCCUGAGCUGCCGCAGCUCUGUCUCCUUGGACACGCUCACCCCCUGCGACCCUGAGCCUGACCCCCGGGGGGCGACACAGGACGCGCCCCACCCCCGCCACAUGGCAUUCAGCAGCCGAAUGGAGAAAGAGGUGCUCCCAGACCCCCUGCUCCUACAGAAGCUGAAUGGCCUCAUCUCCCCAGAGCUCCCCCUACAGGACGUGGUGGGAGCUGCACCCCUGGAGAUGACCUACAUCGUGGACUUCUUCCUGGCGCUGGCCGUCUGCAACACGGUGGUGGUGUCCCUCCCCCAGCAACCCCAGCGCACGGUGCAUGUGCAGGAUGUGCAGCGCACCCCCCUGAGAUCCCUGGAGGACAUGAAGCUGCUUUUCCAGCGUUUCGGCGUGCCCCGCUUUGCCUCGGUCUCCCCCCCGGGGGGCGACGCGUCCCCGGGCGCAGACAGCCCCGCCCAGCUCGCCCGCAGGCUCUUCAGCCGGCCGAAGGCGGCCCCGCCCUCGCCAGACGGAACCCCAGUAGGGGAGGAGGAGGAGAAGCACCCGGACGAGGCGGCGCUGGUGCAUGCCGCCCGGGCGUACGGCUGCACCCUCAGGGCGCGGGCCUCAGAGCAGCUCACCGUUGAGUUGCCGGGCGUCGGCUGCCUGCCCGUCCGCCUUCUGCACGUCCUGCCCUUUGACUCUACUCGCAAGAGGAUGUCGGUGGUGGUCCGCCAUCCUCUCACGGGGCAGGUUGUGGUCUACACCAAAGGGGCCGAUUCAGUCAUCAUGGACCUCACCACCUCACCCAAAGGCAAUGCCCAGGCCAUCAAGGAGAGCAUGGAUAUCAAAGAAAAGACCCAGAAGCACCUAGACGAAUAUGCCAGGGAAGGACUGCGCACUAUGUGCAUUGCAAAAAAGGUCCUUCGGGAGGACGAGUACGAGCUGUGGCUGAAGCGGCACGCGUUUGCCGAGACCAGCAUAGAGAACAGGGAGGAGCUGCUGCUGGAGUCUGCCGAGAGGCUGGAGACGGGUCUGACGCUGCUGGGCGCCACGGGGAUCGUGGACCGGCUGCAGGAGGACGUCCCGGAGACCAUCGAAGCCCUGCAGAGGGCAGGUCUCCGCAUUUGGAUCCUCACAGGCGACAAGCAGGAGACUGCGGUCAACAUCGCCUACUCCUGCAAGCUGCUGCGUCCCACCGACCGGCUACUGAUCGCCAACUGCAGCAGUAAGGAGGCGUGCGAGGCCCUGCUGGUGCAGCUGAGGGAGGUGGUGGAGGCCGGCAGGGCGGGGUCGGCCGGAGCGGAUGGGCACGGGGACGGGGGCGGGGAUGGGGGUGGGGACGGGGGCGGCUUCACGCUGGUCAUCGACGGCCGGACGCUGGAGUGGGCGCUGCAGGAGGAGCUGGAGGAGACCUUCCUGGAACUGGCCUGCCAGUGCCGCGCGAUCGUUUGCUGCCGGUCCACGCCCCUGCAGAAGAGCCAGGUGGUGCAGCUGGUGCGGGACAGGCUUGGCGUCACCACCCUGGCCGUAGGUGAUGGCGCUAACGACGUCAGCAUGAUCCAGGUGGCAGACGUGGGCGUAGGGAUCUCCGGCCAGGAGGGGAUGCAGGCCGUGAUGUCCAGCGACUUCGCCAUCUCCAGGUUUAAACACCUCCGCAAGCUGCUGCUGGUCCAUGGACACUGGUGCUACACCCGGCUGGCCAACAUGAUCCUCUACUUCUUCUACAAGAACGUGAACUACGUCAACCUCCUGUUCUGGUACCAGUUCUACUGCGGCUUCUCUGGUGCCACCAUGUCAAACUACUGGGUGCUCAUUUUCUUCAACCUGCUCUUCACCUCAGCCCCACCCCUCCUCUAUGGCAUCUUAGACAAGGACGUCUCGGCAGACACCCUCAUGCAGCUGCCGGAGCUUUACCGGGCUGGCCAGAACUGCAAGGCCUACCUGCCCUCCACCUUCUGGUUAAACCUGCUGGAUGCGAUGUACCAAAGCCUGAUCUGCUUUUUCGUCCCCUACUUAGCUUAUGCCGGCUCAGACAUCAGCGUGUUCUCCUUCGGGACGCCCAUGAACACCUCAGCCCUAUUCAUCAUCCUGCUGCAUCAGGUCAUCGAGAGCCACACACUGACGUGGUUGCAUGGGGUAGUUCUGCUGGGCAGUGCACUGCUCUACUUCGCCUUCACACUGGUGUUCAGCGCCACCUGUGUCACCUGCAACUCCCCCGCCAACCCGCUGGGUAUCGACAUCCGCCACAUGUCCGACCCAGUCUUCUACUGCGUGUGCGCUCUCACCACCCUGCUGGCGCUGCUGCCCAGGGUCCUGUACCACAGCAUCUGGAACACCCUCUUCCCCUCUGACAUCACGAAGGCGGCCUGCCUGGAUAGGCUGAGCCCAGAGGAGCGCUGCUCCAGGAUCCACAACUGGAGGGAGGAGCAGAUGCGCGCCUCACCCCUCCUCACCACCGUCGUGGUGGACCCCGUCCUGUCCGGCGGUGAUCUCUGCGACUGCAGUCCUGACACACACUCAGUUGUAUCCUGACAAAAGCGGAAAGGACCGCAGGAGUGCUCAAGGACCCUGACCGGAGAAGGACCGUGCCAAUAACGGACUUAACCGCUCUGAGAAAGGCAUCCCGUAACAGACAUCUGAGGACAAAUCGCACCCACAGUGCUGGGACAGGCGCCGAAAAGCGAGGAAUGCAGAUGCACGCUGAGGAGUAAACUGACCGCUUCGACGUUUCGAAUGUACCGCAUCAGGCCGCGUCCCGUUGGAGGACGGAGGCUGCUGGAAAAUGCCUGUGAUGUUCACAAACUGUGACCUGCUACAUGGGGGCGCCCAUGUGCCCACAGUUUUCCCACCAACUGGAUCGAAGUCACACCUCACAUUGUGUUUAUAUCCAUGUGUGGCUUUUCGGGCGGCUCAAGUCACUUUAGCAAAAUGGCGAGACACAGCAGCCACUAAACAGCUCAAGUCUUCCCAGUUGUGUUCAACCCAUGUUCCAGAGUCAAAAAUACCAUUCUCGUGUUCUGUUUUAGCAGUCACAUAUUCUAGUUCAGCACAUUUUUAUACAAGCAGUUUAUGUUACGAUGUUCAUAAGAAGCUAUUCAUCAUCAGUUUUAUAUUUUUUGAAUUGUAUGACCAAAGCACCACAAUCUUAUAGAUAUGGUGCUCCUGCCAGAGUCACGGGUUGUAAUUCCAUUAUAGUUCUGCUAAUUCAGGAAGUUAAGGUCAUUAAUUAAAAAAUCAUCAUCAGAAUUAAUGGGCAAUUUUCAAAUCAUGAAUUGAAUUUCAGUUCAUCCCCUGAAAUGAAAAGGAAUUGAACCUGACUCUUGCUCCUACCAUACCUCAUGUUGACCCCACAAAUGGACAAUAUUUAUAUGUUUUGGAAUUUUGUGAUGAGUUUGUGUCACGCUGACAGUUAAUUUCUUAGUCUUGAAUGUUAAUGACACUUCACUCAAUCGCUUACUGUUACACUAAGUUAGCAACAUUGCUCCAAAUACAUGACUGGAUAAAAACAUAACUUGAGGGGAUGGUAGUCACUUUUUGAAAGAAAAAAAUUAUUUUUAGUUUACAUUAGAGUCAAGAGAUUCAAUGCAAUGUACAGAAUGUGUUUACAAGCUGCUCAGAAGGGUCUGGCUUACAAAGCAGAUAAAGCCUUAAUUUACAAAAUUGUAUAUAUUCCUACAGAAUGUAAUUUUGUAUUACCUUAUAGGAUUUAUGACCUACUUUUCUGAUGCAGGGUCUUACUACAAAGGCAUAUUUUUUGUGGCAUCGACCUGAUUACGUCACGAAUUUGGCUGGUCCAUAUUUUAGCGGGUGUAUCUGCCGUAUUUUUUCACGUGCAGUUCUAAAAUGUGACGUGGAAAUACUUGAUAGACUUUGUUUAAAUAUGUUUGCACUCCAUUUGAACAUGAAGUACGGCAACUGAUGCUUUGUGGAAGUUCUGUGAAACGGGUGCAAUAGGAACAAUUGUACGGUAAAUCAUUCAAAAUGGUGCCGGACAAGUAUUAGACUUGUCCCCUCUUACUUUAUACAGGAAAUCAAUGUGUACUUCACACAAAGUGUUUGUGUCUAAAAGCACAUUGAAAUAAAUUUGCAG